Messenger RNA from Fonsecaea nubica, 1110 nucleotides. RefSeq lists its product as hypothetical. Bases 1 to 1110 code for a protein of 369 amino acids. The transcript has a single exon. Gene Ontology annotation, molecular function: dioxygenase activity. NCBI's taxonomy places the organism in Eukaryota, Fungi, Ascomycota, Eurotiomycetes, Chaetothyriales, Herpotrichiellaceae. The record is from RefSeq and is a predicted model, not a curated record.
AUGCCGUCCACCAUCACCAAGCCCGACCUCGAACACUUUGUCCCCGUGAAGCCGACGUCCGAGCCCCUGGAGUACGCAGAGCUGGUCACGUUGGACCUCUCCACGUUCGACAAUGGCCCGGACGCGCGCAAGAAGCUCGCCAGCGAGCUGAACCACGCCAUGCGGACCCAGGGCUUCUUCGUCGUGGUCAACCACGGCAUCUCGAUCGAGCAGAUCGACCGUCAAGUCGACAUCGGGUACCAUGUGCUCACCAAGACGCCGGUCGAGGAGAAGCAACGCCUGCAAGGCCGGAUGAAGCAGGAGGGUAGCUACCAGGGGUUCAAACCCCGUAACUACUGGCAGAUUGACCAAGGGGUCAGGGACCAGAUCGAGCAGUACAACUGGAACCGCGACCUGACGCUGCGCGAACACCCGUCCACGUUCGUGCCCUUCAUCGACGAAGUCCAAGAGCUGAACGACUUUAUCCACAAGGAGAUCUUGGUCCGGCUGCUGACGCUGUUCGCCAUCUCGCUCGACCUGCCCGAGGACUUCUUUGUCAAUCUGCACCGGUACGAGGUGCACGACGACUCCUGGUACCGGUACAUGAUGUACUUCCACGCGCACAAGGCCGAGGACAUGCAGAAGACGGGCGGCGUGUGGCUCAAGGGUCACUGCGACUUUGGGUCGCUCACCAUGCUGUUCAGUCAGCCCAUGGCGUCGCUGCAGCUCAUGGACCACUUCACGGGCAAGUGGCGCUGGGUGCCGUACGUGCCGGGCGCCAUCAUCGUCAACGCCGGCGAGAUGAUGGAGUGGUGGACCGGGGGUUACUACAAGGCCACCAUCCACCGCGUGUGCCAACCGCCCGCCGACCAGCGCAACCAGGACCGUUGCGGCCUGUUUUACUUUGUCGUCCCCAACGACGACGUCAAGAUCAACACCCUCCUGGACGAGUCGAGCGUGCUCCGCGACGCCGGCGUGCAGAGAAAGUUCGAGCCCGGCACGGAACCCACGUCGAAGCUGUACAGGUCUGCUCGCAUCAGCGCGUACGGGCAGACCGAAGUCUUCAAGGGCAAGGGCCAGGGUAUUCAAGAGGAGACCAUCGCGGGGAUUAAAUUGAAGCAUUACAACUGA